CUCUACAGUCAGUCAGUCUCAGAGGGGUGACCCAGGAUCUGCCCAGCCCGCUCCCUCCUGGCGCACAGCUCUACAGUGACAGCUGACUGACGGAGAUGAGCUACAGAAGAGAAAAAGAGGAAGAACCGAAGUGUGUAUUCCUGUGAGAGGGAGAAAGGCGUCUGUGGUCUUACUUCACGAAGAGGACAAAACGAAGAAGGACGAUGUCCUAAGCGGGGAAGCUGCUUCAGGAGAAGAGAGCGGCCUGCAGGCCCAGUGGUUGUUGCUGGCAUACCGUAUCUGAGCGGGGGGGUUCCCUGCUGGGAAUAUUAUCCAGGAUGCAAACAUCCGCACGGAGGGGAUAUUAAACGUUCCCUCUGCAGCAUCUAUCAGGGGCCUCUUUGUGCGUGUGUGCGUGCGUGUGUGUUCUCGCGCCGGAGUGCGCGAUAGUGAGCAGGACUAUGAGUCUGGUGUCAGGCUACCAUCACCACCCGAUCAUGCACCACCACGACAGCCACCACUAUUCACUGCACGCGGCAGCGGCCGGACGGUGCCACGAGGACACCGGGGCCCCUCCGUACUUCACGAGCUGGCUGAUCAGCCACGCGGACAUGUCCCCCACAGAGUACAGCCUCGCGCCGGGCUACAGCCCGGAGUACCACACCAACAGCGGCGGCGACUCUUCCGGCGGUCUGGACGCACGCCAUCACCACCACUACGGACCCGUGAACCAUCUGAUCCCGGGGCCCGGCACCAUCUCGGUGAACGGAGCCACGGUCGGCAUGCACCACCACCACGCACACCCCCGCACCAUAAAGCGGAGACCAACUGCAAAUCGCAAGGAGAGGCGACGGACCCAAAGCAUCAACUCGGCCUUCGCGGAGCUCAGGGAGUGCAUCCCCAACGUCCCGGCCGACACCAAGCUAUCCAAGAUCAAGACUCUGCGGCUGGCCACCAGCUACAUCUCCUACCUGAUGGACAUCCUGGACAAGGACGGUCAGCACGGAGACACGCAGGCGUUUAAAGCCGAGCUCAAAAAGACGGAGGCACGGGAGGAACGCAGGAAAAGAGAGGCGGUGGAGAUCCCUAAAGCAGCCUCCUCUUCUUCGUCCUCCUCAUCAGUAGGAGAUAAGAAGAGCAAAGGUCGGACAGGAUGGCCUCAGCAUGUCUGGGCUCUGGAACUCAAACAGUAGUGACCCCUCCUCUCCCACUCCCACUCCCAAACUUGACCCCUGGGCUCUGAUGAACAGUGCAGCCGCCGUGGCUUAGCACUCUCAGACUUCCCACAGCAGCGGGGCUGGAUGGAUGCUGCAGACGGUCCUCUUGUUGCUCGGCAGUGGUCUCAGUUGGACCCUGGGAAGUAGAAGUGAUGUGUUCCCGGGAAGGAGUCUGUGUAAGCUGGAGUUUUGCCAAGGGGCUCUAUCUACACUGGGACUGAUGGAGUUAUCUCCCCUGGCACCUUUACGAAUAGACUGAACAAUCCCUGUCCCCAAACACACACACGCACACACACACACACACACACACACACACACACAAUUACACUCUCAUGUUUUACUCUUAUGUUUGUGUCUGUGUAGUUGACCACACAAACGGAGAAUUGUGUGUGUUUUAUUUAAGGGAAUAUAUUUAUGUUUAAUGUGGUCAUUAAGCGGGGUUUCUGCGGGAACUCUCACUCUGAUGUAUGUGAGAACACUCUAUCUCCUAUCGCAGUUUUAGGUUGUAAACGUAGGGCCGUCACGCCAGUGACAACGUGUCAGUGUUUUUGUGUGAAAAUGUGCUGGGAGUCUAAAUAAUGCUUCUUAUGGGAUGUAAUCAGUGUCGUGAAAAGAAUAAAAGCACCACUUGGUGAUAUGGUGACUGGUUCAAACUGGGCUCAUUUCUGCCUCUUAAUCAGUAGUAUCAGUAUCAGUUUCUUAUUCAAUGUUACUCUGUAUCAUCAUGGUUUUAGUUUUAUAGCUUUUAAAAGAGUAUUUUGUGUAGACUGAAUAAAAUAUAUACAAAUAACACUAA
Molecule: messenger RNA, 1992 nt
Organism: Girardinichthys multiradiatus
Lineage: Eukaryota; Metazoa; Chordata; Actinopteri; Cyprinodontiformes; Goodeidae
Gene: hand2
Product: heart and neural crest derivatives expressed 2
Exons: 2
Coding region: 441-1172 (243 amino acids)
Biological process (GO): regulation of transcription by RNA polymerase II; heart development
Molecular function (GO): protein dimerization activity; DNA-binding transcription factor activity, RNA polymerase II-specific; RNA polymerase II transcription regulatory region sequence-specific DNA binding
Source: RefSeq, a predicted model, not a curated record